Rubroshorea leprosula is the source of this 470-nucleotide messenger RNA. The record is from the annotation of a GenBank genome assembly. NCBI's taxonomy places the organism in Eukaryota, Viridiplantae, Streptophyta, Magnoliopsida, Malvales, Dipterocarpaceae.
CACAUUAUGAUCUCAUUGCUUUUCUCUAGUCGAGAGAAGCUUUGCAACCUUAACAAUUUCCCUUUCCUUUUUCUAUUCAACCGAAGGAAAUGAAAGGAGAUUUGGGGAACUUUGCAGCGGCAGUAAAAUUGGAAGAAAUGAAGAAAUGUUUGUUCAACUCUUGCAUUUGUGGGUCGAACCAGCAAAGGAGAAUAACCAAAGGAACAGCUGCACAUCAGUGGGAGAAUUUGAAGAAAUCCAAGGGAUUCUACCAAGAAUAGUAUUGGGCUUUGUGAGGUUGCUUAAAAUCAAUGGUAUGAUACCUGAGCUAAUGGCUAGGUAAGAUACUCCUAAAGUUACCUGGAGUAAAGAAUGAUGAUGCUUCUAAUGAAUUUAGAGUAAAGAAAUAAGACAUCAAGAAAGAUACUUGAGCUAUUGAGCUAGGUAGAACCCAAUUGGAUUGGGUGCGUGAAGAAAGAUAUCUAGAUCCA